UAUUCCGUUUCACAUGACCCUCAAUGUCCGCAGAGCAGCGUAAAGUAAUGCGCGUGUUUGGAUAAAGUGCUUGAAUUAAACACACACAUUAUGUAUCGUAGGUUAUACAGUCUAUUCAAAAGUUCGCGUCAGCCGCUGCUUGAGACACUAAAUUCAUCGGGACGAUUGAUUGAAGAAAAUGUAAGACUUUCACGUCCGCUGUCAUGCAGUGCCAUCCGAUUACAAGAGGCUGAAGUCAAACCCGGCGUGGACACAAAUAACCCAUCGGCACCCAUCAGAACAAGAUUGAAGGAUCUCUUCCCUCCAUUUCCCGGCGAGGAGAGCUCGCAGAGAUGGGACAGCAAGAAGUAUGAAGAGUUACCAAUCGCACACAUCAAAGCCACGUACAACAACACACACAUUCAGGUGACAGACAGCGCGGGUCAGUACAUGGUCCGAACCUCGUGCGGCUCAGAGGGCUUCAAGAACGUGAAGAAAUCCACCCCUGUUGCUGCACAGACUGCUGGGAUUUCUGCUGCUGCGAAGGCGAGGGCGAAGGGGGUCACGUAUGUCCGUGUGCUGGUUAAAGGACUCGGUCCUGGACGCUUGUCUGCCAUUAAAGGGUUAACCAUGGGAGGACUGGAGGUUGUUUCCAUCACAGACAACACCCCGGUGCCACACAAUGGCUGUCGCCCUCGCAAAGCUCGAAGGAUGUGAGGAGGAACAAACCCUGUAAACCAAGACGUCUUGACUGUCGUUUUCUGCACAGCAUCUCCAUGAGUGAUACAGGCUGAACGAUGAAGGUCAACCCAGUUCAGCGUGUGUUUUUUUUUCAAUCAUUUUCCCAUCUCCAAUAAUAUGUACAUGCUAUUUACCUUUUUGAUAAUUAUUAAAGAGUGAAAUAUUAA
Paramisgurnus dabryanus is the source of this 887-nucleotide messenger RNA. It is a transcript of the gene mrps11, whose product is annotated as mitochondrial ribosomal protein S11. Gene Ontology annotation, biological process: translation. NCBI's taxonomy places the organism in Eukaryota, Metazoa, Chordata, Actinopteri, Cypriniformes, Cobitidae. Gene Ontology annotation, molecular function: structural constituent of ribosome. Gene Ontology annotation, cellular component: ribosome. The record is from RefSeq and is a predicted model, not a curated record.